This is a messenger RNA of Umbelopsis ramanniana AG, 1134 nucleotides long. RefSeq lists its product as uncharacterized. Gene Ontology annotation, cellular component: Golgi membrane; endoplasmic reticulum; COPII-coated ER to Golgi transport vesicle. The coding region runs from base 46 to 1026 and encodes 326 amino acids. Gene Ontology annotation, biological process: endoplasmic reticulum to Golgi vesicle-mediated transport; retrograde vesicle-mediated transport, Golgi to endoplasmic reticulum. The record is from RefSeq and is a predicted model, not a curated record. The transcript has 8 exons. Lineage: Eukaryota; Fungi; Mucoromycota; Umbelopsidomycetes; Umbelopsidales; Umbelopsidaceae.
UUUCGAGUCCAGGGCAAUUUUGCAUCUGUGGAAUUGCUCUCUUGAAUGUCUCUGCGCAAAUUAUCAGAGAAAGUGUCCCAAUUGGAUGCCUUCCCUAAGGUGGAAGAGGAUAACAAGCACAGAUCUGGUCAAGGAGGCUUAUUGACCUUGGUUCUGGCUGUUGUACUGACAUUGUUGACCUUCAGCGAGAUUGCAGACUACCGUCAUUUGAACACAUCAUUUGAAUUUCUGGUGGACCAUCAAGUAGCGAGGAAGGUCCAGAUUAACUUGGACAUGGUGAUCGCUAUGCCCUGCCCCGGUGAACGCCUACAUCUUACCAAUAACUUCAAAAACAUUCCAGCACAAUUUGAAGUGGCAAAUGCUCGUCUUUAUGGACAGGCUCAGGAUCCUACACAUAUCCACCAGAUUAUCAAAGCGGCUAAAGGACAAAAGGUGGAUGAUGCUGUUGCACGUGAUAUGGGUGCCUGUCGGGUAUUGGGAUCCUUCGAAGCCAACAAAGUUGCUGCCAAUCUUCACAUCACUGCUCAAGGACAUGGCUAUCAAACCGGCGCACACACUGAUCAUCAAGUCUUAAAUUUCACACAUCGAAUCAAUGAGUUCUCUUUUGGUAAAUUAUACCCCAAUCUCAUCAACCCUCUUGAUGAUAGCAUUGAGACGACGGAUUCACAUUUCCACUCCUUUCAAUACUUUAUGUCAGUGGUGCCUACCACGUACAUUGAUAACUCUCACAAUGUUCUCGAAACAUAUCAGUACGCUGUUACAGACUCUAGCAAAUCAUUCACGGAAAUGGAAGCUCUCUACAAUGUUCCGGGAAUAUUUUUCAAAUAUGAUUUUGAGCCUAUAUCUGUUCGCAUCACCGAAAAGAGACAAUCCUUCUCGCAUUUCCUGGUUCGCCUCAGUGGUAUUAUCGGAGGAGCCGUUGUAUGUGUUGGCUUUGCAUACCGCGUCAUCCGGUUUGUUUUAACUGGAGGUAAAGAAAAUCCAGACAUGUAUGCUGGCGUUCACAAUCUGAUGAAGAGCGUGUAGAGCAAAGUAGAUAUAAAAUAGGACCCAGUGUAUGGACAGCUGUAAGAGCCCUUGGUCGUGAAUUAGCAAAAACAAAUAAAAAAAAAUCCAUCAAUUUCCGUUCAAAUA